This is a messenger RNA of Orussus abietinus, 384 nucleotides long. RefSeq lists its product as uncharacterized. Gene Ontology annotation, molecular function: neurohypophyseal hormone activity. The record is from RefSeq and is a predicted model, not a curated record. The coding region runs from base 1 to 384 and encodes 127 amino acids. The transcript is spliced from 3 exons. Lineage: Eukaryota; Metazoa; Arthropoda; Insecta; Hymenoptera; Orussidae. Gene Ontology annotation, cellular component: extracellular region.
AUGAAAGAAUUACUUGCGCUUUACGUUUUAAUAUCGGCCGGUUAUUGUUGCCUUAUAACUAAUUGUCCAAGAGGCGGCAAAAGGAGCCAUCAUAGUGAAUCCCCGGAAACUACAAUUGAAAAAUUUCCCUUGGCUGGACUUUAUGAUCAAUCACGAUAUCCUAGUCUGCAUGUUUAUAACGAUCAGUUUAUUGAUUCUUACGCUCGUUCUGCAGACACUACUAAAUCUGCAACAGAAGCCUGCUGGGAGAACAAAGAGUUUCUAAACGACAAUGGCAAUAAUCAAAGGAAGAAAAUGAAGUUAACUGAGCUUUUCAAACGCCGGAGAUGUAAAUCGAAGUUCAUUAACGACACAAGUAUUCCAUCGCCGAACAUCUUAAUAUAA